Messenger RNA from Bursaphelenchus xylophilus (pine wood nematode), 2248 nucleotides. The record is from the annotation of a GenBank genome assembly. Lineage: Eukaryota; Metazoa; Nematoda; Chromadorea; Rhabditida; Aphelenchoididae.
AUGGUCCAGUCCAAGGAAAAGGAAAAGGGUAUAGUAGUGAGAAUUUGGUGCUCCCGCAUUCUCUCGGCCCGAAAUUUAUAAAGGAUAUAAUAACUUUGCAUGCGUAAAACCGCUAUAAGGUUGGUUCAAACAUUUCAUGUAAAUCUCUCUUCUUUUAUUGGAUUAGCUUUCAUUGUAAAAAUAGUAAGGAUAUGUGAGCCAUGAAGACUUGAUAAGAAUUGCGGGAACUUUCGCUACAGUCCCAUGGUUUUGUCGUUGUAAUGCGGCCAGGAGGAGCAGGAGGAGGAGAUUGUUGUUGAUGAAGCUGUUGGCCAAGGUGAAGAGCCAGAAGAAGCCACCGAUGGGGAAGAGGGGGCCCCGGCCGAGGGAUUGUCUGAAGAGAGAGUAGGAGAAGAACCCACCGGGACUAUGUCCAAUGGUGUCAGCUGCACUUCAGUCAUUUGCGGCACAUUCAAGAGGAAGGUGAGUAAAAAAAUUUUUGUUUGUUUUUAAUUUUGGGAGUGGGGCGGACGUCAUAAGACGAUUAAUUGUUAUGAUUUUUCAGCACUGAACCUGUUGGAGAACGCCGAUAACGGCCCGCUCGGCCGGUACAGCCGGGCCGUCCUGGGGGUCUCCAUUCCGGAGUGCCCCUUGGUAACCGGCGGCUGGACUCCCGGUCGGCGGUUCAGGACCCGUGCGGCACGGGAGACUGCGGUUUCCCAGUUGCGCGGCCUGGCGCCGCCCGUCCUGCAGCCAGCCGACGGUCCGGCCGGCUUGCUGGCCGACGCUGAAUGGCAGCGUCGUGUUGUUUGUUGUUUGUGUUAAUUUUUGAAUUUUAAGUCGUAAUAAAGCUGUUGUUGGACAAACAAUGGACACUUUCCUUUCUUCAAUUAUUGGGUUGGAUAAUAACUGGGUAGGGUGGGGGCAGUAAAUUAAAAGAGCCAGUAGCCUAUCGGACUCAGGCUAAAACACCGGAGAAAAGAAAAUUAGGAAUUGAGGGCAUUACAGAGUGGUAAAGCAAAAUUACGCCCCAAAUCUGACAAUUCCGACUCAAAUCAGGAACUGCUGGUGUCAAGUGAUGAUGAGGAAAGUUAUUAGAAGCGUUAAAUUUCGCGGGCCGAAAUUAGAGUUCAAAACUUUAGUGAGUACGUGCUCAGGUCGUUAAAGAUUUUGGACCCACAAACUUUUGCUAAAUUGACGACAAAUCUUUGUGCAGUAUCAUUUGGUCUAAAAGAGGAUUCUUAAACGCUCCGCCGCCCUGUCAUAAAUGUAUAUACAUCCGCGAGCAUCUGAUCUGCGUUGUCUACCGCCGAGAGCGGAUGAUUUUUAUAUCCUUACAAAGCCAAUUGUGAGCUCUCAAAGCUCUGUAAGUUCCAUCGACCUACGAUCAAAGCUCUCUACAUCUUGUGACGACACUGAGAUUUGGAUAUAAUCACUUUGCGCUCGUAAAACCGCUAUAAAGUUUGUUCAAACAUGUCAUGGAAAUCUCUCUUUUAUUGGAUUAGCUUUCGUUGUAAAAAUAGUAAAGAUAUAUGAGCUAUGAAGACUUGAUAGGAAUUGCGGGAACUUUCGCUACAGUCCCAUGGUUUUGUCGCUGUAAUACUGUCGCUUCAGCAGCGAAAAAUGUCUGAAGAUGUUUUGAAAUGCAGUAAAGUGCUGUCUUCAUUUCGGGGGUGUCUUCGACGCACCCCUUGAAUAACAACAUUGAUUGCCUUUUUUAGUGAACAAACGAAGAUUUUCCCAAUGGCUCGUAAAAAUGAUGAACAAACCCAUAUCCUCGGUCAAGAAAAUCUCGGACCCGGAAUACGGUAAGAGUUGAGGAUUUUAUGACCUUAUAGCGGGAAAAAUAUGUUGUGAAGUAUUUCACCAAAAUUUUUCAGCCAAAUCUAAGCCCGCUAUUCGGCCGCAAUUUCGAUGCGCAAACUCCGAUACGACCAAGCCCUGCGACAAUAUAAAGCCUCGUAAAUUUUGUGCCAAAAAUGUAUUGAACACGAAUGGACGUCAUAAGACGAUUAAUUGUUAUGAUUUUUCAGCACUGAACCUGUUGGAGAACGCCGAUAACGGCCCGCUCGGCCGGUACAGCCGGGCCGUCCUGGGGGUCUCCAUUCCGGAGCGCCCCUUGGUAACCGGCGGCUGGACUUCCGGUCGGCGGUUCAGGACCCGUGCGGCACGGGAGACUGCGGUUUCCCAGUUGCGCGGCCUGGCGCCGCCCGUCCUGCAGCCAGCCGUCGGUUGCCGACGGUCCGGCCGGCUUGCUGGCCGACGCUGA